CUGAACGCAACCCAAGUGUUCAAUAGAUUUCAAAAACAACAAUCAAUUGAAGCAAAAAGUUAUGAUUGGAGUGAUUUCGAUGACAACACUCUGCGACAGUUUCAAAAGAUAGCUCUAAUUGGAAGCGCUGUCUUGGAGGGCAACGACGGCUUAACAUACUCGCGGGUCUUAAACGAGAUGCAAACCAUUUAUAGCACAGCAAAAGUAUGUCUCGGAAGCAAAUGCGGUCUUGAAUUAGAACCGGAUUUGACUCAAAUAAUGGCUACUUCUGGCAAUUAUUCAGAACUAUUAGAGGCGUGGGUUAAAUGGAGAGACGCUUCGGGUAAACAAAUGAGAAAUAAAUUCAUUACAUAUUAUAGUUUGGGUAAUAAAGCGGCACAACUUAAUGAACUCCCAAAUACAAAAUUCGAGACAUUGUCUGAUGUGUGGCUAUUUCAAUGGGAAACGCCUGACAUUAGGCAACAAACGUACAAAUUAUUGCAACAAUUAAUGCCAUUCUAUCAGAAACUUCACGCAUACCUCCGGAUCAGACUAAGCGAUGCAUUGCCCACCAGAAUGCCGACAGAUAACACCAUUCCCGCACAUGUAUUGGGCAAUAUGUGGGCUCAACAAUGGACUCAUACCAUGAAUACAGUUAAAGGCGUCGACCCUUACCCUCAAAUCGAAACAAUCGAUGUGACCGAUGCUCUCAAAGCACAAAACUAUAGCGCCCGCAAAAUGUUUCAACUCUCCGAUCAGUUUAUUAAAGAUCUAGGUUUGGAUGAAAUGACAGAUCAGUUUUGGGAGAAUUCUGUAUUUGAGAAACCAAAGGAUGGCACAGAAAUGCGUAUUUUCAGUCACGCGUCGGCCUAUGAUUUCUAUACCACCGAUGACUUCAGUUUAAAUAAAUUACCCAGAAUAAAACAGUGCACUCGAGUCGAUAUGGAGAGCUUUAUACGAGUGCAUCACGAAAUGGGUCACAUCGAGUACUACAUGCAAUACAAACACCAGCCCAUCGUCUAUCGUGAGGGCGCUAAUCCAGGUUCUGCCUUUCCGAACCAAUUGAUUGCCUAUUAUUUAGGAUUUCACGAAGCGAUUGGAGAUGUGUUGGCCCUAUCCGUGUCCACACCUAAACAUCUCAACAAAUUAGGACUUUUAAGAAUCACUGACUCUUUGGAUUCACACAAAAUGAACAUUAAAUUCCAAUUGAAAAUGGCUUUAGAGAAAGUCAUUCUUUUGCCCUUUGCUUUCAUUGUGGAUAAAUGGAGAUGGGACGUUUUCUCUGGCAAUGUCUCAAACCGAGACCUAAACAGGCACUGGUGGACAUUGAGGGGACAGUAUCAGGGUAUCUCUCCACCUGUUAAGAGAAGUGAACAUGACUUUGAUCCCGGUGCUAAGUUUCAUAUUGCUAAUAGUAUUGAAUACAUUAGAUAUUUUGUGUCCCAAAUACUUCAGUUUCAAUUACAUAAAUCUCUUUGUGGUUUCGGUCAAAAACAUGUUCCUCUCUAUGAGUGCGAUAUUGACGGCGACAAAGAGGCCGGAAAUAAAUUGAAAGAAAUAUUGUCAUUGGGUUCCUCCGAAAGAUGGUCUCACCAAUUGAAAAGACUGACAGGAAGUAUGGAAAUGGAUGUCAAACCACUGCUCGAGUAUUUUAAACCACUACAAGACUUUCUGGACCAACAAUUAGAGGGAGAAGAAAUUGGAUGGGAUUUUAAUGUCGACGAUUACUUCUACUAAACAUCG
Messenger RNA from Oppiella nova, 1722 nucleotides. NCBI's taxonomy places the organism in Eukaryota, Metazoa, Arthropoda, Arachnida, Sarcoptiformes, Oppiidae. The record is from the annotation of a GenBank genome assembly.